Messenger RNA from Oreochromis aureus, 3672 nucleotides. Its product is annotated as NACHT, LRR and PYD domains-containing protein 3-like. The transcript is spliced from 9 exons. The record is from RefSeq and is a predicted model, not a curated record. Gene Ontology annotation, molecular function: protein binding. Bases 207 to 3413 code for a protein of 1068 amino acids. NCBI's taxonomy places the organism in Eukaryota, Metazoa, Chordata, Actinopteri, Cichliformes, Cichlidae.
CGGAUGGGUACAGGACCUUGAAAUGCACCGUGUAGAACACAAGACCAUCGUACGAACAAAGGGUGACCAUCCGUCCCCCUUUCCCCGGACAUGUCCACUUGUCACGGGAGAUUUUCGAGACUGAUGAAAAUGUGUGACGUCAUCCCCCAGCUGCUACGUUGUGAGUGGCUGUUCUGUGCCCACAGACGCCUGAUGACGUGUAAAACAUGCCAAAGACGAACUGUAAAAGAAAUUUCCGUCCUACCGUCCCGCUCUUUGUCCUGAAGAGUGGACAGAUUCAAAUCUCUCUGUAUGCAGAAGGAUCAGCGAAGGCUUCGGGGAGGGAGCUGCUGCUGCUUACAAAGGGAGCUGUGAUGACACCAGAGGACCUCUUAAACACCUUAGAUGAUUUGGGAGAUGGGGAGUUCAAAAAAUUCAAGUGGUUCCUACAGCAGGCCAACAUCAUUCAAGGCCUCCCAACCAUCAAGAAAAGCAGACUAGAGAUGACAAACAGGUGGGACACUGUGGACCUGAUGGUGCAGACCUACAGACUUCCUGGAGCUGUGAAGGUGACCAGAAAGGUUUUAGAGCGGAUCAGUAGGAAUGACCUGCUGCUCAGUUUGUCUGCCAGCAGGUCCAGAGCAGAAGAUGUGAUGGUUCCAGUACCAGAGCCUUGCCCCAUCAUGUUUUACCAGCAGAUGCUUCAAUCAAACUUCCAGGACAAGUUCACGUGUGCACAAGAAGGUUGGACAGAAGAUAAACAGCGUCUGGCUGAUAUCUACACAGAGCUGUACAUCACAGCUGGGUAUGAUGUACAUAUCAACACACAGCAUGAGGUCCGGCAGAUUGAAAAGGCAUGGAAGCCAGCAGAACCAGAGAAAUCUAUUAGACCCACAGACAUGUUCAAACAUCCUUCAGGAGACUACAGACCCAUCAAAACAGUGAUGACCAAUGGAAUCGCAGGAAUUGGAAAAACCUUCCUUGUUCACAAGUUUGUUUUGGACUGGGCUGAACAAAGAUCCAAUCAAGAUGUGCAUCUGAUUUUCCCCUUCACCUUCCGUCAGCUGAAUCCACUGAAGGGAGAAAAGUUCAGUUUGGCAGAGCUCAUUCAUGAAUGCAUCCCAGAAACUGUAGGCAUCCCACAGGACGCUCUGAAUUACAUCUUUACAGAUGUUCAGUCAUCAGGAAUCACCAACUAUGACAAGAGUAAAUUCAAACUUCUGUUUGUGUUUGAUGGGCUGGAUGAGAGCCGCCUUCAUCUCGACCUUCAUUCUGAAGACAUUCGCUCUGUCGAUGUAACAAAGGCAACUAAAACAGAUGUCUUGCUGAGGAAACUCAUCAAUGGGAAACUGCUACGCUCUGCUCGCAUUUGGAUAACCACAAGGCCUGCAGCAGCCAAUCAGAUCCCUCGAGAGUUUAUCAGCAGUACAACUGAGGUCAGAGGGUUCACUGACCCACAGAAAGAGGAGUACUUCAGGAAGAGAUUCAAAGGUAAGGAGCAAGCUGACAAACUCAUCUGCCAUAUCAAAACAACAGCAAGCCUCCACAUCAUGUGCCACAUCCCAGUCUUCUGCUGGAUCACUGCAACAGUUCUGGAAGAUGUGUUGAAAACCAGAGAGGGAGGAGAGCUGCCCAGGACUUUGACUGAGAUGUACGCAGAGUUCCUGGUGUUUCAGAUAGAUCGGACAAAGGAAAAGUAUGGCCCAGAGAAGAGCAUUCAAUACAUUAAGUCAUUAGCAAAACUGGCCUUUGAGCAGCUGGAAAAGGGCAACCUGAUCUUCUAUGAGAAGGAUCUGAGAGAGAGCGGCAUUGAUUUCAGUGAAGCCUCGGUGUGCUCAGGAGUGUUCACAGAGAUCUUCAAAGAAGAUCGAGGAAGGAAAGGAAAGACAAGAUGUUUAGCCAUCGUCCAUCUGAGCGCUCAGGAGUUUCUGGCUGCUCUUUAUGUGAGGAUGUCGCUUAUAAAUAGCAACAAAAAUGUGAUGCUUUCACCACCACUGUCUCUGAAAAACCUUCGACUGCUUUUCAGUAAAAUAUCUUCAAAGAAGAUCAACAAAAUUUCCAUUGACAGGGCCUUACAGAGUUCAAAUGGACACCUGGACUUGUUCCUUCGCUUCCUUCUGGGUCUUUCUCUGCAGACCAAUCAGGAUAAACUACAGAGCCUACUGAAAAAAACAGACUGUCGGUCGAAAACCAACCAGAAAACAAUCCAGUAUAUCAAGGAGAAGCUCGGUGAGAAUCUGUCUCCAGAGAGAAGCAUCAAUCUUCUCCACUGUCUGAAUGAACUAAAUGAUCGUUCUCUAAUAGAGGAGACCCAACAGUAUCUAAGUUCAGGAAGCCUUUCUACAUAUGAACUUUCCCCAGCUCAGUGGUCAGCUUUGGUCUUCAUUUUACUGUCAUCAGAAGAACAUCUGCAUGUUUUUGACCUGAAGAAGUACUCUGCUUCAGAGGAGGCUCUUCUGAGGCUUUUGCUAGUGGUCAAAGCCUCGAAAACAGCUCUGCUGAGCAACUGCAAUUUGUCAGAAAGAACCUGUGAAGCUCUGUCUUUGGUACUAAGCUCACAGGUCUCCAGUCUGACAGAGCUGAACCUGAGUAACAAUGACCUGAAGGAUUUAGGAGUGAAGCUGCUAUCUGCUGGAUUGGAAAGUCCACACUGUGCACUGAAAAUUCUCAGGCUGUCAGGCUGUCAGAUCUCAGAGGAAGGCUGUAUCUGUCUGGGCUCAGCUCUGAAAUCCAACCCCUCACACUUAAGAGAGUUGGACCUGAGCUACAACCAUCCAGGAGACCUAGGGGUGAAGCUACUGACUGCCGGACUGAAGGAUCCACAGUGGAGACUUGACAGUCUCAGCCUGGAGCAUGGUGGAGAGCAAAGGCUGAAACCUGGUCUGAAAAAGUAUUUCUGUGAACUUGCACUGGAUGCAAACACAGCAAACAGGAAACUCAAACUGUCAGACAACAACAGGCAGGUGACAGCAGUGACAGAGAAGCAGCCUUAUUCUGUUCAUCCAGAGAGGUUUGACGUCUGGCUUCAGCUGCUAUGUACCUCUGGGCUGACUGGUCGCUGUUACUGGGAGGUUAAGUGGAAAGGAUUUGUUUUUAUAGCAGUGAGUUACAGGAGCGUCAGAAGGAGAGGAAACAGUUAUGACUGCAGGUUUGGAGGGAAUGAUCACUCCUGGAGUCUGAGGUGUGCUGAAGAUGAAAGUUUCUCCGUUUGGCACAAUAACAGAGAAACAGCCAUCCCCUCCUCUUCCUCCUCCUCCAUCUCUCACAGAGUAGCGGUGUAUGUGGAUCGGCCUGCUGGUAUCCUGACCUUCUACAGAAUUUCUUCCGGCUCACCGAUCCAUCUCUACACUUUCCACACCACCUUCAGCAAACCCGUGUACCCUGGGUUCUGGUUAGUGUCACAUGGUUCUUCAGUGUCCCUCUGCCCACUGUAGGAGGACGAGUCUUCCAUGUGCGGUUGCUGGCAGAAAGGUUUUGAUUUUGAAUGUUGAACAUAUGAAGUAUGUGUGGGGAUGGUCUAACAGAUGGCAGAGUGUUAAUACAAUCAUGUGAUGUUCUGCUUGUAUAAUAAAACCUGUACUUCAUGUUUUAUAAAUUCUGUAAACAUCAAAAAUUGCUCUUUUUAAAAUCAGUUUUCUCCUCUCUGCUUACAAACUGUGAUUCAAAGCAUACAAUAAACCACAUUAUUUGUCA